AUGGAUUUAACGGAAGAAGUGGGGAAGCCACUUGGGAAUGGAAACUCCCCAAAUCCGACAUUAUUUCAAAAUCCAGGCAUUCUUAAAUCUCAAAGGCAAAAUAAGGAGUGCACCAAAUAUUUUAAGUUUUGGAAAGGUAAACAUUUACCAAAAAGUAUAUGCGCAUAUCAUCAUACCAAGUCAAAGUUCUUGUUUCAACAGACUUGGUGGGUUUUAUUCUUGUCAACCGAAACAUCGAAAAUAAUGGGAAUUUUUUUUCUGGAAGCUUCUCCUCCAACAUGGAAAGUUAUAACUUGGAAAGUUAUUGCUCAGUGGUGGAGAAGAUACAACAAGUUCACAUUGUUGGCUUUGCCAACGCACCGUUUCCUUCUCUGCAAGCGCAGUCAAUUGCUAACUCCUGUGCUCCUCUCAGAGGAUCAAAAAUGUGAAGAUAAAGGCGCUACUAUUAGGAAGGGAAAGAAAUAUUCUUUAACAUUUAAUUUUAUGCUUGGCGUCAAAAAGCUACUGCCUCAGUUGUUACUAACACUAGUUAAGUCUCCUGAACCAUCGUCUGUAGAAGCAUCAUUAGAUUUUGCCUGUGCUCGUAAAGUGGUUAAAAAAUUGCGCAACUUCUUGAAUUUGCAGAGUAGCCGUAAUAUUUGA
This is a messenger RNA of Echinococcus granulosus, 642 nucleotides long. RefSeq lists its product as hypothetical. The coding region runs from base 1 to 642 and encodes 213 amino acids. The record is from RefSeq and is a predicted model, not a curated record. The transcript has 5 exons. Lineage: Eukaryota; Metazoa; Platyhelminthes; Cestoda; Cyclophyllidea; Taeniidae.